Molecule: messenger RNA, 1137 nt
Organism: Drosophila navojoa
Lineage: Eukaryota; Metazoa; Arthropoda; Insecta; Diptera; Drosophilidae
Gene: drn
Product: zinc finger AN1-type doctor no
Molecular function (GO): zinc ion binding; DNA binding
Source: RefSeq, a predicted model, not a curated record
ACUACAAGAAACUUUCAAAAUUAACGAUUGGAUUGAAAAACUCUAGUUGCUCCGCGUAUCAGUCACGAAGCAAGCUAAUUAUUAUUUGGACGGAAGCUAGUUAAGUAAACAGUAAUACGAACUGAUUAUAUAUAAUAAAACAUAAAGAAAACAAACACGAGGCGAAAGGAACGGAGUCGAAGUUGCUGACGCCGCAGCAGCAACAGGAAAUAAUCGAAACAUAUUUCGCUGGGCGAAAGUCAACAACAACAAAGACGUGUAGACGAUUCCGUCGUCCAUCCAUCGUUGUGGAGUAAUUUACUGAAACUUACGCGCACACACGUAGACGCAGAGACAGAGACAGACACAGACGCAGACGCACGCACACUAUCCAAAACAUACACAUAGAAAACUUCAUAAGCUUGAUACAGCCAGAAUGGAACGUGAAUCAAAUCCAAUGCAACCCAUGUGCCGCUCGGGAUGCGGUUUCUAUGGUAAUCCCGCUACAGAUGGUCUGUGUUCAGUUUGCUACAAGGACUCGCUUAGAAAAAAGCAACAGCCACCUGUGAGCAGCACACCUGUGUCAGUUCCAAGCCCACAGCCUAGCCCCACAUUCAGUCCGGUCAUCGCAACAACCCACACUGCACAGCCCACGGUACAGAGCUUACAGCAAUCACACAGUGAUGUCAAAGAGAAAAUCACCGAGGAAGCCGCAGUCGCCUCCAAGUCCAAUAGCGAAGCCAUAAUAGCGGCGUCUGGUCCAAAUACUUCCACACAAGCAGCUGCCUCCGCAUGUGAGCAGGAUGAUAAAGACAAGGAAGACGACAAGGACGCCAAGAAGAAAAAGAACCGAUGUGGUGAAUGCCGCAAGAAGGUUGGCCUAACUGGUUUCCAGUGUCGCUGUGGCGGCUUAUACUGUGCCGUGCAUCGUUAUUCCGAUAAACACAAUUGCACCUUUGACUACAGAGAGCAUGGCGCCCAGGAGAUUCGACGCAAUAAUCCGGUUGUAGUUGGCGAGAAAAUUCAAAAGAUUUGAAUUGCGAGGAGAGAUUGUGCCAGUAACAGUAGCCGUAGAAUAAUAACAACUACACAUUAUGAUAUAGUAUAUAUAUACACACGCUACGCACCAACAAAUCAAUAUAACAACAAAACAAAAAA